AUGAGUGACUGUGCUCAGGCAAUCAAAAAGGGCAUCACAGCGGCAUAUUCCGACUUGAGAGUGCAAGCACCCAAGAAGCAGGCUAUUUCCUACUUGUCUGGCAGGGCCGCCAAAGCGGUGGCCAACUUCAGACAAGCGUUGUACGAUGAGCAAAGGGUGGAAAUACAACUUCAAGAGCUGUACGAUAAGUGGACACCUGUGAGCAAGGUUUUUGUUGACUAUGUGCGGAUGCAGUGGCAAAGCAACAUAGUCAACUGGGCUAUGGACUAUUGCCUAACUCCUCAUCAGGGUAUCCACACAAACAAUUACACCGAGGCUUGGCACCAAAUCCUGAAGACCCACUUCAUCAACACCCGUGAACGUCGACAAACCAAUGAAGUUGUUCAGGUACUGACUGACGAGGUCCAUACAGCUUAUCUCAUGUCACACCUUCAAGUCGCGAAAGGCCAUAAACUACAGCAAACAAACAAAUUUCAAUCGUUUGCAAAGGCAAAGGCUGAAGAAUAUUCCCCCACAAUCAUGUCAUUGUUAGGAAUAAACGUUGUGAAACACCACGGACAUUGUAAAUGCAGUUCACCAUUGACUCAUUUACCAACCCCGGCCUCAACUUUUAUUUUUGCCGACAUGAAGAAGGCACCACCAGAAAACGCGGUCACCUUAAUAGUUGCACUUGCAAGUACUUCGUUUGCUACGGAACCGGGUGGAACCACAGCCGGACCAGACCUCACUAGUUGGGUAGCAGACACAUUGGUCAUUAGGCGUGAAACUGUCCAACCCGAGGAAGCAAGAGCUCAGCAAAGUGCAGCAAAUGUUGCGGAAAACGCUAAACGUAGGCGCACUUUGAGCAGAGCCAAGUGUCAGAUGACCACCACAACCACCAGCUCCGUGCUUGCCACUGCCCCCGCCAGCACCACACUCCCAGCCGACAAUGACAAGCCGCUUAUGACCCAGGAGGAUAUCGAUCGGCUUGUACAGCAGCGCAAUGCACCACUCGACUCCGUUGGCUGGUCAGCCUUCAGAACCACCUGCACUUUAGGCGCAAUGUCGGAGGCAGAAACUGCACGGUACCUAAUACAGAAAACCGUGUCGGUGGUUGCGGCUCUGAAGAGUGCAAUCAAUGUGUUAAAGUUCAUCAAAAACCAACGGAUGAUAGCAUUGGAAACCUCACCUGACACAAUGUGGUGGUUCCAUGACUGCUGUAACUCAAUCUCAAACUCAUCUCCUCCCAGAUGUUUAUAG
Messenger RNA from Puccinia graminis f. sp. tritici CRL 75-36-700-3, 1239 nucleotides. RefSeq lists its product as uncharacterized. The coding region runs from base 1 to 1239 and encodes 412 amino acids. Lineage: Eukaryota; Fungi; Basidiomycota; Pucciniomycetes; Pucciniales; Pucciniaceae. The record is from RefSeq and is a predicted model, not a curated record. The transcript is spliced from 6 exons.